UCAUGACUCAGUGUAUAUAAAUACGAAACAGGUAUUCCCCCGUACCGGGUAUCUUCCGGGAUAGGUGCUGAUAUGAUAUUUAAACCCCACACUUAAACAAUUCUCUCAGGUCCAAUGAAAAGGACACGAUAGCAUUUUAUAUAAAGUAAAGCUUUUCUUAACGUACAUGUUUAGAAUUUGACAUUUAUACAAGCUUUGACUGCAGACUAGUGUGGAUAUUCUCAUAGUGAUACGUACGUGUUUUGAGUGCACACCAAGAUCACCAGAAUGAAGAUUGUCGGCAGGCUAUGUCGUUGUAUAUUCUGGAUCCUCGUACAAACUAUCGUUAGCUACAGUUGGCUCACCUGUAAUAGUGGCGACCAAUCAACUCUUUUCCUCGACAACCAAACAUUUAGCUACCUUAACGAGACGACGUAUGCUGUUUGUCCAGCUGGUGCAUAUGAUAUCUCGGCAUCUGAAAACAACAUGGGAUCACUCACUGAAAUGUCCUUCAAGAAAUCUGGUUUAUGUGCGUUUUACAGUCUCAGACUGCUUCAGUUGACAAAUAAUCGUAUUAAUAGUAUUGGAAAUGGGACAUUUUCUUGUUUCAGAACUUUGUCAAUGCUGAAUUUGAGUCACAACAGUUUGACAACGCUCCCGCAAGGCAUCUUUGAUGGAUUAAACUACCUCACAGUCUUGGACCUUUCCUUCAACUCAAUACAAACCAUUGAUGUUUCAGUCUUUGGGUCAGGAAAGCUUGAUUUUCUGACUCAUGUUAAUAUGCAAAACAAUGACCUAUUGGUAAUGGAGCCUUGGGCUUAUGUGUUAAGGAGCAUCCUAUUGUUUGACCUUCGAAAUAACAGCAUUUCUAACUUCAGCAACACCAUCGGAUGGAAAUAUGACUUGAGGGAACCGUUCCUGACUGAGGUAGACUUGAGGUACAACAAUAUGACGAAUUGGAGAGACAACCUGCUACUUCAAUACCAUCCCGAAGGUGACCCUAACGUCGACCUUAUCACCUACAACAUGGACCUACGAGAGAACCCCUGGAAGUGUGACUGCUAUGUGCACAAUGUCGUAAGCAGAUUCCAAAGUACUUUCUUCUUGCAUGUGCGGAACGAAUUGACGGACGUUAAGUGUCAAAACCCGUACCAGCUUCAUGGCGAAGGAAUGCUUUUUGUACGAAGGCUGAAGGAACUUGUGUGUAAUAUAACAGUAGAUUGUCCUGAAAAUUGUCUUUGUCAAAAACAGCCAGAGAAUCAGAUUUUAAUAGUAGAUUGUAAUAGAAGAGGACUGAGUUCCCUGCCCCAAGUAUUGCCUUCACUACCACCUAACUAUACAUAUGCUCUGGAUUUUAGCUACAACAGCAUCAGAAGUAUGACAAAGAGACCUUAUCUGGAUACAAUUCAGACACUUGACAUGGAAGGGAAUGGACUCCAAGAGAUAGAAUCAACAGCAAUCAGUGAAACUCAGAACUUGAAAUUCAUAGAUUUAAAAAACAAUAAACUGAAAUCGAUACCAAAUACAAUGCAGAAGAUAGUGUUUGAGAUGACAGAUUUAAGUAAUAAUCCAUUUGUUUGUGAUUGUGAUAUGAUCUGGAUGGCUGGGUGGAUAGAACGGUCACCCAUGCUUUCUCCUGGGCGAAGCAUGAAAUGCACAUUUGAGGAACAAGAAGAAUUUACCAUUUUAGAAGUUACGAGUUCGCUUCUAGACUGUACAUACGAUUUAGCGAUAGGACUGGCUGUAGGGUUUGGUGUCCUUCUUAUUAUUGUUCUUAUUGUAGUGAUAUGGACGAAACGUUGUCCAUACGAAACGAAAGUCCUGCUGUUUAGGUUUUGUGGUUUUCACCCACGCGAUAGAUACAUUGUUGACAGACAGGCCGGGACCGAAUUUGAUGCAUAUGUGUCUUUUGAUGAUGAAGAUAUUCAUAUUAGACAAUGGGUGUUGAUGAAACUGGCCGCCAGACUUGAACCUACGUAUAAAAUGUUUAUUCCUAUUCGCGACCUUCCUGUAGGUGCGGACAGAAGUGAUGAAACGAUGACAAACUUGGAGCAAAGUAAGAGAGUCAUCAUUGUGCUAUCAGAUUCGUACGAUGAACAUGAAUGGUGCCAAUUUGAAUGUCAAAGAGCUGAAAUAUUAGAUUUUAACGAAGGAAGGAUUAUUUAUAUAAGAUAUCAUGAGAGUGUCACAGAAAUUCUUAAUAAGGAUCCCUGGAAAUCAAGAAUAGGCGAUAGAAAAAUGCUUUCACCUGGAGGAACAAAAUCGGAAAGACGUUGGUUUUGGGAUAAACUAAAAUAUGAACUUCCAAUAGUACGACAAAAAGACAAGCCAUAUUGUUUCUCAGCUUAAUUUUUAAAUAGAAUUGGGCCGUAUUGUUGUUACCAUAUUGAACAUUUUCGUUUUAAGGGGAAAAGAUAUGAAAAACUGCACAUGUUUAGUCGUUUCCGUGUAUAUAUGCUGUUUCAUCGUGGCAUUAUCAUAAAAUGAUAAAAAAUGUUAAUGUAUGUGAUAGAAUAACAAUAUAUCACAUAUAUAAUAUAUGUACUGUAAUUGUUAUGUUAUUUCUUCCAAAAUUGAAAAGCAUUAAUUGUUAUCAACUUAUUAUUACCAUAUACACAUAACUACUACAGCCACAGUUUAAUAUAUGAUAAUGGUCAUGUUUAAAGUAUGAUUAUGUUUACCCUAACCUGUAUAUUACGCAUUGAUUCAUUUGAAUAAUGACACGGUUCAGAUAUACAAAU
Molecule: messenger RNA, 2720 nt
Organism: Pecten maximus
Lineage: Eukaryota; Metazoa; Mollusca; Bivalvia; Pectinida; Pectinidae
Product: slit homolog 2 protein-like
Exons: 2
Coding region: 268-2328 (686 amino acids)
Biological process (GO): immune response; toll-like receptor signaling pathway
Cellular component (GO): membrane
Molecular function (GO): protein binding; transmembrane signaling receptor activity
Source: RefSeq, a predicted model, not a curated record